AUGGCUAUGGCGCGAUUUGGGACUCAGCUCAUAGCAGUACCGCCAGCUCAUACAAGUAGGACAAAAGCGUAUCGUGCACCGAACCAGGCCGAGCUUGAGGCCCUCUACCGCAACUCGCGACUCUCGUUGCCCUGGGUCCUGCGGCUUCCUUUAGCUACGACGCUUUCGUUUUUUGCCGGUUUCACCCUCGGCGCAUCCUUUGGAGGCAAGAUGACCGGUCUUCGCUUCCGCGCCGAACACGCACACAAGAUGCCGAGUAGCUCGACUGGAUGGUAUUUGUACCACAAGAGCAAGAACUACCAGGUGGCUUACGGUGGGCUUCGGGAAGGGUUCCGCAUGGGGUUUAAGGUGUCGUUUUGGACAACGGCCAUGUUCGCGAUCGAGCGCAUGUUUGAUGUCUACCGCGGAACUUCCGAUAUGUUCAACACGUUAACCUCCUGUGUCACGGUGGCUGGGGGGUUCAGUCUAUGGACUCCACUGGCCGUGCUCCCACUCACCAGCAUCCUACGGUCAUUCAUGACAAUGACCGUCUCAUCCUCACCGAUCUUGCUCCCGCCUUCACUGGCGGCGAUGUCCAUCCUGGCCAACGCAACCAGUCCGGCCCUCAACCCGGACAAGAACCCCCUUCUCCGCUUCUUCCUGAAAACCACAUUUUACGCCCAAUUCUGCGCUGGCGAAUACGCGCCCGAGGUGCGGAGGACAAUUGAGUCGCUCAAAAGCAUCGGAUUCGGUGGUGUGAUUCUAGGGUACGCUAAGGAAGUGGUGCUCACGGAAGAGCAGAUGAAAGAUCUGGCGUCUUGCAACGAUGGCGCGGCCGCGGAGGAAUGCUUGCGGACGGAGAUUACUCCCUGGACCAACGGCACAAUGGAAACGGUCCUCCUCGCCUCGCCGGGAGAUUUUGUCGCCCUCAAGUUUACAGGGGCCGGCCGCCAGGCGCUACACGCACUCUCCCAGUCACUACCCCCCUCGCAGGCCUUGUCGUCCGCUAUUGACAGCAUCUGCCAACUUGCCGCGUCUCGCGGAGUAAGGCUUUUAUUCGACGCUGAGCAACAGGCGCUGCAGCCGGGAAUCGACCAGUGGUCUCUAGAUUUUAUGCGUAAAUACAACACGGCUGAGAGCGCCGUCGUGUAUGGAACGUAUCAGGCAUACCUCAAGUCGACACCUGCUACCCUAAGUCGCCAUCUCGCUGCCGCACGCGACGGCGGCUUUGCUUUGGGCGUGAAACUCGUUAGGGGCGCCUACCUUGGUUCUGACCCCCGACAUCUCAUUCACGACACUAAGGCCGACACAGAUGCAGCCUACGACGGCAUCGUUCAGGCACUCAUCGAGAAACAGUGGGUCGGCCCUUUGAUCCGACCACCCACCUCGGCUCCGGUCCAGGGCCGGAACCAAAAUGAACAGACGGCGGCCGAAUUUCCAGAGUUUGCCUUGGUCGUGGCCACCCACAACCGCGAGUCCGUCGUCAAAGCACGAGAGCUUCUUUCUAAGACCAACACAACCUCGGAUGUGGCGUUUGCUCAACUCCAGGGCAUGGCCGACGAAGUGAGCUGCGAACUAGUCAGCGCAAAUACCCCCGCUACUAUCGCCGGAUCGUCAGCCACCAUGGAGAAGCCACGCGCGUAUAAGUACCUUGUAUGGGGUUCGACGGGCGAGUGCAUGAAGUACCUGCUGCGGCGAGCCCACGAGAAUCGGGAUGCGGUGCAACGAACUCGGUCAGGGAGGGACGCGAUGCGCACGGAGUUGUUGAGGAGAUUCAAGAGUGUGCUGAAGGCUUCGACGUGA
Molecule: messenger RNA, 1782 nt
Organism: Dichotomopilus funicola
Lineage: Eukaryota; Fungi; Ascomycota; Sordariomycetes; Sordariales; Chaetomiaceae
Product: FAD-linked oxidoreductase-like protein
Exons: 4
Coding region: 1-1782 (593 amino acids)
Cellular component (GO): mitochondrion
Molecular function (GO): FAD binding; proline dehydrogenase activity
Source: RefSeq, a predicted model, not a curated record